AUGAUUAUCUUUAUUAUUCUGGCUGCAGUAUUGUUAUUAGCAAUUCUUGGCACUCUCGCUUGGCUUCUAAUGAAACGAAGGACCGAAACAAAGAAAGCUGGAUUUGCUGAACGAUUCAUUCAUCAGCAGCGAUGUCAAAAGGCUCCGCAGCAUUGCAAUCACAACGAUAUGGUGGAAGUGGACGCCAUAUGUGUUCAUCGAGGAUAUCCGCCACGUCGAGACGGCUAUGGCAACAAUAUGUACCAUGGCGAUAGUGGUUAUGGCCCUGGUAGUGGAGGUCUUAAUAUUGAUCGAGGGGGUGGCAGUGUUACACGAGACAUCGCAAUUCGUGACGCUCGUCGUGACUUUGCACGACCGCCUGGCGACCGCUCGCGUGACUUAGGUGGUUCACGCGUUACUGUGUCAAGCGAUGGCAAUGGAAUCUAUUGGUACGCCAUAGGCCAUGCACGAGAAGUUGAGAGGCUUUCAACAAGGAAAUUACCUAUGAAAGACCUGCAUCUACUGAUUCUCGAGAAAUGUUGUGAUAAACUUUUCUUCAACCAGCACAAGAUUACACAACGUCUUCCGUGUUCCGAAUUCCGAUUAGUUAGAGAAAAAGCGUGCCAACAAAUUAGGACAUACAGGGCUAAUCCUAGUUGGGGAUCUGGUCGAGUCUGCACGCCCCGCCCCCUCGCUGAAAGGUGGCUGGCGAGCCUCUUCCUGAUCGGUUAG
Messenger RNA from Cooperia oncophora, 711 nucleotides. The record is from the annotation of a GenBank genome assembly. Lineage: Eukaryota; Metazoa; Nematoda; Chromadorea; Rhabditida; Trichostrongylidae.